Messenger RNA from Aspergillus steynii IBT 23096, 2478 nucleotides. RefSeq names its product pseudouridine-5'-phosphate glycosidase/carbohydrate kinase family protein. The coding region runs from base 32 to 2398 and encodes 788 amino acids. Gene Ontology annotation, molecular function: pseudouridylate synthase activity; kinase activity. Lineage: Eukaryota; Fungi; Ascomycota; Eurotiomycetes; Eurotiales; Aspergillaceae. The transcript has 7 exons. The record is from RefSeq and is a predicted model, not a curated record.
CUCCGUUCUCCAUUCCCUUCCACUGCCCAUCAUGCUCCCUUCUCGAGCUACGGCGCGCCUUUGCUGCAGGUCAGCAUAUUCACGGCUGCUCCCCCAGCGGCGUUAUAACCACAGCCUCUUAUCGAACAAGUUCCUGAAGGUCUCCGAGGAAGUUCGGGAUGCGGUAGCAACGGGAAAGCCCGUCGUGGCCCUGGAAUCCACCAUCUACACCCAUGGUUUCCCAUACCCGGAGAGUGUCGCCUUGGCCUCAGUUCUCGAGUCGGUUGUCAGAGUCAACGGCGGUGUCCCCGCAACCAUUGGCAUCCUCGACGGUGUGGCCCGCGUUGGUCUGUCUGGAGACGAGCUUAUUGAGCUGGCCUCGACUGCCGAGAAAAAAGAUGCUCUCAAGGUCUCACGGAGAGACCUGGGCUAUAUCUGUGGUCUGGGCAUGGCUGGCAAGCGGCUUCACGGCGGCACGACGGUGUCAGGUACCAUGAUCCUUGCCCAUCUGGCUGGCAUUCGAGUCUUUGGAACUGGUGGUCUCGGCGGUGUUCACCGUGGUGGUGAGAACUCCAUGGAUAUCUCCGCCGAUCUCACGGAGUUGGGACGAACCCCGAUGGCGGUCGUGAGCUCCGGAUGUAAAAGCUUUCUGGACAUUCCCCGGACGCUUGAGUAUCUGGAAACAGAGGGUGUCUGCGCUGGAACGUUUGCCGAUGGUCGUGAGGGCGCCGUGGAUUUCCCGGCGUUCUUCACCCGAGACAGUGGCAUUAAGAGUCCCAAGGCCAUCCAGAAUGAGGCUGAGGCGGCGGCCAUCAUCUACGCGCAAACCAAGCUUCCUCUUUCGUCGGGAAUCCACUUCGCCAACCCCGUCCCUGUGGAGCAGUCCAUUGCGAAGAACGAAAUGGACGCAAUCAUCGAAGAGGCGAUCCGACUUGCUGAUGAAGAGGGUUAUCGCGGAAGUGACAACACCCCUUUUGUACUGUCUAAAAUCAAGCAACUUAGCGGCGGAAAAAGUGUUAUCGCCAACCGAGCUCUGGUCGAGGCAAACGUCCAGCGCGCAACGAAGGUAGCCGUGGAGCUUGCUAAAUUGGAAAAGUCCGAAGGAUCGCUUAACGAACGACAUAUGCCAGCAAUUUCCCGCACUGUGAACGCUGACCACGCAACCCCAGAGCCAGAGCUGGAGCAGCUCCACUCGACCAGUGAGAAUCCUACCGAAAAGCUCGACAAGGCCGAUGUUCUCGUUGCUGGCUCUCUUGCUAUUGACUUGUCCUGCGACUAUGCACCCUUCGCAGGUGCGAACAAGACCCCGAUCUCACACACGUCCAACCCCGCCGUCAUCUCCCAGAGCCUUGGAGGAGUGGGCUAUAAUGUCGCCAUCGCUUCCAGCUACCUCGGAAGCUCCGUUCUCUUCUGCAGCGUUGUCGGAGAGGAUCUCAGCGGCCGCGCCGCACUAUCAACCCUUCGCACCGCGGGGCUCACCACCCACGGCAUUCAGAUUCUCCCAGUCUCGGAUGGCGCCCGAACGGCCCAAUACAUCGCCGUCAACGAUGCCACCAAGAACCUAGUCAUGGCCAUGGCGGACAUGGGCAUCAUGGAGCUGCCGGAGAACGUCCUAGAUUUCGACGGAUUCUGGGAGCCCAUGAUCGCGCGCACCAAGCCCCAAUGGGUCGUCGUCGAUGCCAACUGGAGCCCCGACGUGCUGGCCAAAUGGGUUGCCGUGGCCAAGAAACACGGCGCCCGCGUGGCUUUCGAGCCCGUGUCUACGGCGAAAAGCUGCCGACUCUUUGGCAACGCUGGCGGCGUCAUCACCCCAUCCGCGGCAGUCCCCAACAACGGCAUCAGCCUCGCCGCUCCCAACCAAUACGAACUAGCUGCCAUGUACAUGACUGCGCGUGAGAACGGCCUUCUCGAAUCGGACGGCUGGUGGCGCAUCAUCGACGCCAUGGGCAUGUCGGCAUCCGGGUCGCGGGACCGCCUCGUGGCCAUGACCUCCGCCUCCUUGGUAGACCAAGGCAUUCCGCAGCAAAGCAUCCAGCUGACGCCCUUCAUUCCCUGCAUCAUCACGAAGCUGGGGUCGCAGGGCGUUCUCGUCACCCAGCUGCUGCGACCCGGCGAUCCCCGUCUGACCGCUCCCGAAUCCGUCCCGUACAUUCUCUCGCGCGCCCCGCCGACGGACGAGCUGAUCGGCGGCGUGUACCUGCGUCUGUUCCCUCCGGCGGCGGUGCUGAAAGACGAGGACAUCGUCAGCGUCAACGGCGCGGGCGACACGCUCCUGGGGGCCGUGAUCUCGGGGCUGGCGAAGGGCAAAGGCGCGGUUGAAGAUGUGAUUCCCCUUGCGCAGGAGGCUAGUCUUCGGACCCUGAAAAGUGCGGGAGGUGUCAGCAGCGAUAUCAUCACCUUGCGAGACAGUAUUCAUUAGACAUUUUUCUCUUACUUUUAUCUUGUUACCUUACCCUCGGCAUUUGGAGGUGUAGGAAAUUCGGAGUUACUCCCCCCCCC